This is a messenger RNA of Corylus avellana, 1036 nucleotides long. The record is from RefSeq and is a predicted model, not a curated record. NCBI's taxonomy places the organism in Eukaryota, Viridiplantae, Streptophyta, Magnoliopsida, Fagales, Betulaceae.
UUUAAUUUAACAUCACAAAUGCAGUCUACUUCGGAAAAAUCCGAACCGGUGCUUUUGGCGUUGCAUAAUUCUCUCGUGCUACAAAACAUUUGCAUCCUCACUACUCUCCUCACCAGGUUCCCAGCUGAACAAUGGCCGGUCCGGGCAAAUGCUUCCUCGUCACCGGCCCUCCUGUAAGCGAAUUCCAUUUGGUAAUAGAAUCUUGUAAUAUAAUGUCUUGUUGUAAGACUCUUGGUAUUUUUUUCUUGCAGGGUGUGGGUAAAACCACACUAAUUAUGAGAGUUAUUGAAGCCCUAAAAGCCUCCAACCUCAGCUUGAAAGUUCAGGGCUUUUACAGUCGUGAAGUUAGACAAGGAAGCGAGGGGGUGGGUUUUGAGGUGGUCACUUUAGAUGGCCGUAGAGGUCGACUCGCCUCCUCCACUAUUUCAAGCCCUGAGUCCUUUAGAUGGCCCAAUGUUGGGAAGUACAAAGUAGAUAUAACAUCAUUUGAGCCACUGGCGCUACCUGAGUUGCAGGUCAGAGAGGAUAUUGAUCUCUUCAUCAUUGAUGAGGUUGGGAAGAUGGAGAUGUACAGUUCAUCUUUCUUCCCCGCAGUUCUGAAAGUUCUUGAAUCAAGCAUCCCAAUUUUGGCUUCUGUCCCUAUUCCGAAAUUUGGCCGUGAUAUUCCUGGAGUUUCAAGGUUGAAGAACCACCCAGGGGCAACCAUUUUUACAUUGAGCACAAGUAACAGGGAUGCUGUUAAAGAUCAUAUAUAUUCCAUAUUGGUAGAUUUGCUGAAUAAACACUAGGUGUUGCCCCAAAUGUUGGGUUCUGUAUAUAUGGUAAACAUUAGGACAGUUCGGCGGUCAUGUGGUGGCUGCUGGCGAUCGACAAGCACACAAUGGCCACCACCCUGCCAGAUUGUUCCAAUGGCCAUGUAGUGACCGCUAGACAAACAUUGGUUCUUAUUCAUUGGAUAGUGGUUUUCAUAUCGGUUACCAAAUAUGUUUUCAACAGAGAGUUGGAUUAAGCUAAAUAUGUACUGUCUUCAAGCUUC